AUGGCCCUAUCCAGCGUCAUCGGGCGCCUACUGGCAUCACUGGCCAUUACCAUCCUCUCCCAUCCCCUCUGGACCAUAUUGCUGGUCCCCCUGACCCUGGUCGUCGCGCGGUCUCUGUACCGCAUCUCCCCGUUCCAUCCACUGUCGCAUAUCCCCGGACCGCUCGCCCCUCGCAUCUCCUCGCUAUGGCUGACCUACCACGCCUGGAUCGGCGACGAGGCGACCGUCGUCGAGACUCUCCACCAAAAAUACGGGCCCAUUGUGCGCAACGGGCCCAACAGCGUCGACAUCUCCGACGGCGCCGCCCUGGCGCCCAUAUACACGGAGCGGGGGGGCUUUGUCAAGCCAGCCUUCUACGAGAACUUUGCCCUGCCGGACUCGGCGCAGGUCCAUAAUUCCAUCUUCUCGGAGGUGGACCCUUCGAUACGGGCUCCCCGCGCAAAGGCCGUCGCGGUGCUGUUCUCGACCGCAAACUUGAGGCAGGGCCAGGACGUCAUCCAUAAAUGCGUGGAUCGGUUCGUGGACCGGCUGGCCGAGGGGAAGAGGCAGAGCGAGAAGCAGGGCGGCGGCAGCGGCAGAGGCCCGGUGAAUGUCUUGAACUUGACGCGAGGAUUGGCCGUGGAUGCCGUGACGUCGUAUCUCUUCGGGACCAGCUACGGGGCCCUCGCCGAGGAGGACAAGUCGCACAACCACCGCCGGCAUGAGGAGGUCGCCGUGCAACGCGAGCUGGCCGAGCCCAUGAGCGCCGCGGGCAUGGUCGACUGCUUCGUCGCGGUCGGCCGGUUCUGGUACCUGCCAAAGUGGGCGUUCAAGCUGGUCGAGUCGUUCGACGCAUGGUGGAACGCGGACGAGGAAGUGUCGCAGAGUCUGGCGCACGUCGACGAGUUCGUCGCAGGUGUGGUCCGUGACGCUGAGACCGCGAUCCAAGAGUCCCAGUCGACCGAGAAGACAAGCACCCCGAAACACCCGUUGACGUCGUACCCGGCCCGUCUGCUGCAGGCCGGCUUCACCGCGUCAGAGACGCGCGCGCAGUGCAAGGACCUGAUCUUCGCCGGCACCGACAGCACGGGGAUGAACCUGGCCACGAUCCUGUUCAUGCUCGCGCGCCACCCCACGUGCUACCAGAAACUGAGGGACGAGGUCCUCGCGCACCGGCCGGGCUUCGACGACCUCCAGACCCUGCCCUACCUGCGCGGCGUGGUCAAGGAGGGCCUGCGUCUCUCGAUGGCGAACCCGUCACGCCUCCCCCGCGUCGUGCCCCCAGGGGGCUGGACGUUCAAGGACACCUACUUCCCCGCCGGCACCGAGGCCAGUUGCACACCCUACUCGCUACAUCUGAACCCGCGCGUCUUCCCGGAGCCUCGUGCAUUCCGCCCUGAGCGCUGGCUGGACCCCUCCGACGAGAUGAUCCGCGACGCCAUCCCCUUUGGCCUGGGCAGUCGGCAGUGCAUCGCGCGCAAUCUGGCCACUGUCGAGCUGUUCUGGGCUGUAGCGCGCGUUGCCGAGGCCGAUGUCCUGCGCGGUGUAGAUACCUUGACCUCCAACAUCCAAAUUCUCGAGUGGUUCAACAGCAAGGUUGUCGGGGAGAGGAUAGAUUUGGUCUGGGCGUAA
Messenger RNA from Fonsecaea pedrosoi CBS 271.37, 1611 nucleotides. RefSeq lists its product as uncharacterized. Lineage: Eukaryota; Fungi; Ascomycota; Eurotiomycetes; Chaetothyriales; Herpotrichiellaceae. The record is from RefSeq and is a predicted model, not a curated record. The transcript has a single exon. The coding region runs from base 1 to 1611 and encodes 536 amino acids. Gene Ontology annotation, molecular function: monooxygenase activity; iron ion binding; oxidoreductase activity, acting on paired donors, with incorporation or reduction of molecular oxygen.